This is a messenger RNA of Hordeum vulgare subsp. vulgare (domesticated barley), 1158 nucleotides long. RefSeq lists its product as uncharacterized. The record is from RefSeq and is a predicted model, not a curated record. Bases 1 to 1143 code for a protein of 380 amino acids. The transcript is spliced from 7 exons. Lineage: Eukaryota; Viridiplantae; Streptophyta; Magnoliopsida; Poales; Poaceae.
AUGGCGACGAUGGGAGUAGAGGCCGAAGAUGGUGGGGGCUUGGGAGCAAUGGAUGGAUUGCCAAGCUCUGUCUCGCGGUCGAAGAAGAAGAAGAAGACGGUUCCAAGAUUAGAAAGAGCAAGAGCUUGCGCGCUCAUUGUCCACCACUCCCGCGUUCCAACUAACAAAAUAUCUCGAAAUAUUCAGAUCACGCGCCUCGCGUGGACCCCGGCCGGAUUCCCGCAGGAGGAGGAGCAGGAGGGGAUAGGGAGGGAGGACCGGUUCCCGCUCUGGGAGGCCGCGCUCGGCGCCGGGGUCGCCGCGGGCCUCGUCGGGGUCUACCUCUCCAUGCCGGAUUCCGACUACAGCUUCCCCAAGUUGCCCCGCAACCUCCACCAACUACAAAUCCUCACUGGCCAUCUUGAGAACUAUACCAGUGACUACACCGUACAGGUGUUGAUAGGUUAUUGUGUUGUGUACGUUUUCAUGCAGACCUUCAUGAUCCCAGGAAAGAUAUUCAUGUCAUUGCUUGUUGGUGCCCUAUUCGAGCAAGUCCGGGGCGUGGCUUUGGUUGUCUUUGCUACCUCCGCUGGUGCUUCUUCAUGCUAUUUCCUGUCGAAACUGAUUGGAAAACCGCUGGUGUUCGUGCUGUGGCCAGACAAACUCACGUUUUUCCAGAAGCAGGUUGCCAAAAGAAGAGAAAAGCUGUUGAAUUACAUGCUUUUCCUGAGGGUCACCCCAACAUUGCCAAAUACCUUCAUCAACUUAGCAUCUCCCAUUAUUGAUGUGCCCUUCCAUACCUUCUUAUUGGCAACUCUUAUCGGUCUCAUCCCAGCAGCCUACGUCACCGUGAGGGCUGGGAUUGCUCUGGGAGAGCUAACAUCGCUCAGCGACCUGUACGACACCCAGUCAGUAGCUCUGUUGUUCUUCAUCGGCGCCUUCAUAUCACUUGAACAUCCAUCCGUCAUGAGAAGAUUUCUUAUCGUGCAAUUAAGGAUAUGGCUUGUGAGUACCAGCAGAUGCUUGAGCUUCUUAGAAAGGCCCCAUUUUUUGGCAGAUGGCGUGCUAAGCCAGGAUCCGUUGAUUCGUUUACAGUUCCACGGUGAUGACCAGAUCUUGAGGUUCUAUGCUGCGUUGCAGAGGUUGGUUCUUGAAGUUUCUUGAUUUCACCACAAUUUU